Engraulis encrasicolus (European anchovy) is the source of this 1686-nucleotide messenger RNA. RefSeq names its product carboxypeptidase A6 (gene cpa6). The record is from RefSeq and is a predicted model, not a curated record. The transcript has 12 exons. Gene Ontology annotation, molecular function: metallocarboxypeptidase activity; zinc ion binding. Gene Ontology annotation, biological process: proteolysis. NCBI's taxonomy places the organism in Eukaryota, Metazoa, Chordata, Actinopteri, Clupeiformes, Engraulidae. Bases 290 to 1609 code for a protein of 439 amino acids.
UGUCCUCAUAUCGCACCGACAGUCAAACGACUCUCCUCACACCUCGCUCGCACCUUAAUGCCGCGCGCUCCUCCAUGCCAUCACACAGAUCACGCUGCAGGACGCGACGUAGCCUCCGGUAACAGGACCCAGCGAAUGUUAAGGAUCUCCGCCAGGAUCUCCAGUCGUUUCAUAGGCAUACUGUACAAAUAUGCAGCUGAGGGAGAACUGACGCGAAGUUUUCCCACACCGCGCUGCGCAGUGAUCACGUUUCAUAACUGUUUGUGAAGAGACCAGAGGGCCGCUGAGCAUGGGAGUCCGUGUGGGACACCCGCUUCCCUCUGUCGUUUGGCUGGGAUGUGCCAUAGUUUGCGCCACUGUGGUAUGUCCAGCGGGUGCCUACCUUUACAACAAUCGCUACGCGGGUGACCAAGUCUUCCGCAUCACGCCGGACACCAGCCAAGAUGUCUCUCUCCUGCAGCAACUCUUCACCAACAUGACCGUGGACCUAUGGCAGCCUAACAGUGCGUCCCUGAUCCAGGCGGGUAGUGCUGUGGACGUCCAUGUUGGCCGCACGCUCACCCACACACUGCAGCAGCAGCUCCAGCAGAGGAACAUUCAACACAGGGUGCUCAUCCCGAACCUCCAGAAGGAGAUAGAGAAGCAGACGGGGUAUCGCUCCAGCAGGAGGCGCCGCUCGGCACCACAAUACGACUACGAGGUCUACCACUCACUAGAAGAGAUUCAGAGCUGGAUGUUUGAGAUGAACAGGACCCACCCCCACAUGCUGGACAUGUUCUCUGUGGGCAAGUCCUACGAGGGACGGCCCCUCUACGUGCUGCAGCUGGGUAAGCGUGGGAGGGCCUAUAAGAAGGCGGUGUGGAUCGACUGUGGAGUUCACGCGCGGGAGUGGAUUGGACCGGCCUUCUGCCAGUGGUUCGUGAAAGAGGCUCUGAACUCCUACCAGUAUGACUCUGCCAUGAGGAGGCUGAUGAAUCAGCUGACCUUCUACGUCAUGCCCGUACUCAACGUGGACGGAUACCACUACAGCUGGAAAACCGAUCGGUUCUGGAGGAAGACUCGUUCUAAGAACCACAAGUACCACUGCCGCGGAGUGGACGCCAACCGGAACUGGAAAGUAAAGUGGUGUGAGGAAGGAGCGUCGUCCCACCCCUGUGAUGAGACCUACUGCGGCCCCAGCCCCGAGUCAGAGCCCGAGGUCAAGGCCGUGGCCAAGUUCCUACGCAAGCGCCGCAAGCAGGUGAAGGCCUACAUCUCCAUCCAUGCCUAUGCCCAGAUGCUGCUGUAUCCGUACUCAUACAAGUAUGCAGCCAUCCCCAACUUCAACUGUGUGGAGUCUGCUGCCCACAAUGCUGUGACAGCGCUGUAUUCAGCCUACGGGGUGAGGUACAGAUAUGGGCCGGCCUCCACUACCCUCUACGUGAGUUCCGGCAGCUCCAUGGACUGGGCCUAUAGGAACGGGAUCCCGUACGCGUUCGCCUUCGAGCUGCGAGACACGGGCUACUUUGGCUUCCUGCUGCCGGAGUCGCUCAUCAACCCCACCUGCACCGAGACCAUGAGGGCGGUCAAGGCCAUCGCCUCGGGCCUGCUCAAGAAGUGCAGCGGCUGAUCAUGAGGAGCGGAGCGGAGAGGAGAGAGGAGGAGAGGAGAGGAGCGAGGAGAGGAGAGAGGAGGAGAGGAGCGAGG